Messenger RNA from Pimephales promelas (fathead minnow), 2174 nucleotides. RefSeq names its product transmembrane protein 79b (gene tmem79b). Gene Ontology annotation, biological process: regulated exocytosis. Gene Ontology annotation, cellular component: lysosomal membrane; trans-Golgi network membrane. The record is from RefSeq and is a predicted model, not a curated record. NCBI's taxonomy places the organism in Eukaryota, Metazoa, Chordata, Actinopteri, Cypriniformes, Leuciscidae.
GCCCCUUUAACAAACUUCACCUGGACACACCUGAACUUCCACUUCGGGAGUUUCAUUUCAAUAGAGGAAAACCAAUCCUGAAAGCAAAAUAACCUGCGCUGAAAUUUGGAGCCAGGUACAAUGGACACGGGCCCUCCUGGACCAGCAGCGGUGCCCCAAACCCCUGAAUGGGUAGCAGAUGUGGACAAGCUAACAAAGAAUGUAAAGAACAAUGCGGAAGAGGAAGAGGAAAUGAUCAAGUCUGCAAAUAUGGAACCCAGUACCCUACAGUGGCCUGAGAAUAAACCUGGACCACAGAUUCUGCCAGUCCAGGAUGGAGAGAGCGUGAGCAUGAGAUCAGAUUGCUUCUCGCUCCGGGGUGGAGUGAGCCGUACUGAGAGCGAAAGGGAAGAUUUUGGAAUGGGAGAGAAGGGGAAGACAGGUGAGGAAUGGAGAGAAAUGGAGACAGGGAAAGAGAGCAUUUCUGACUUUGAACUGAGAAAUGGAGUGAAAAGCACCUGUUCAGAGAUAGAGGUGGAGGAGAUAAACAUGAUGCCAGAGAACGCAGCCCGAGUCUUCAGCCCCAGCGUCACCAUCCUGCGCUCCACCAGCCAGCAGGAGGCUGCAGACCACUGGAGAGAUGCUGAAGAAGAGAGAAGCGCCUUCCUCGGGACACAUGAGACACAUGGAACACCAAUAGAAGGCUAUUACCACGACUGGCCAGUCACAACCAAAUCACGCUGCUGUAACUGUGGUGGAUCUAAUCGUGAUGCUCUGAAACUGGGUGCGUCCAUGUUCACUUCAGCUUUGAUCUUCCCCUUGUUGGUGUGGGGAGGGUACGUCUUCCUGCCCUUUGAUGCCCCUCUGCUAGACAGUGCGCCCCUACGGCUGGUCUACACACUGCGCUGCUCUGUUUUUGCAGUCAUACCAAUUGUCCUUGGUAUGUUGGUACUAGGUGUGUCUCGUCUGUGGUAUCGCUCCUUAAAGCCACGGUUUGAAGGGGAGAGAGAAGUUAAGCAGGUGGAAGUUCACCAGCGCUAUGUGGAGGAUUCCAUCUCCCUCUUCCUCCUUUACUUCCUUCAACUGGCUGUCAUGGCUGCUUACCUGAAACAGGAUCUGCUGAAACUAAUUCCUCUUCUCACCAUCGUCUUUGCCUUUGGCAGGUUGCUGUACUGGGUCGCAGCCGCAUGUGGCAGUAGUUUCAGAGGAGUCGGCUUUGGUUUCUCGUUUCUGCCCAUGUUGGUUAUGCUUGUGGCCAACCUCUACUUCAUCUUCCUCUCUGAAUCCGCAGGCUCCAUCUUUGCCCCAGACAUCCCAAAGACACCUGUUCCUCAAACUAAACAGAGGUUCUGGGGCUAAACAAGCCACACCUCUGCUACUGAUAAAUGAAAGACUAGAUCUCUCUUGGCUUAGAGCCAACUUAAAUUUGUGUCUGAGAAUGUUUCAUCCAACUGUGAUUUCAUUUUUCCACUCCUGUUCUUUGCUUUCCUGACUGCUUGUAUACCAUGACCAGGUGGGUCAAAUAGCCAGAACUCCUGUGGAGAGGGAGAGAGAAUGUGGGUUUUUUUCUAGAACUAACUUAUAAAUAGAAGUUGUGUAGUGAAACUUUAAACACUAAACUGCAAAUUAAAAUGAACUACCUUUAGUACAGCCAAACAUGAACAAAGCAAAUGUAGAAUAAGCUUCUUCCCCAACCGAAAGCUCCAUGGUUGAAACUCAUCUAUUUUAAGAUGUGAAUGUCAACAAGAAGAAAACUAAAUUCAAAAUAUUUAUUCCACAAGCAUGUAUCUUUUUUAAAUUUGGUUAGGCAUUGUUUGUUUAUUCAAGUCGAAAAUAUUGUGUGGUGUGGUAAAGUUAGUGGCCCUCCCAAACUUGUAUUUUCCUACAGCCACCCUUUAAUCUCUCUUUACUAAUUUAAGGGCAAUGUGAUGUUUACUUUGUGCAAAGUGUAGACAUAGGUUUUUUUUUUUUUACAGAUUUGCAAAAAAAAUAAAUAUAUAUAUAUAUAUAUAUAUAUAUAUAAUAAUGUAUAGAAAUUUAUAACUUUAGUUAUCACAGAAAAUAGCUUGUAAUAAAAUACUUAAUUAAAUGAAAGCUGCGAGGAUAUAAGAAGCAUUUUUAGAGCAAAUGAAUGUAUUAUGCUGGAAUUAAUUCCUGUUCGUUAUUUUUUCAUAAACAAUUUUUUUUAACCCUCU